AUGUCUCUAUCAAAAGUCGUCAACGGCAGACUCGUCACCAACACUGACGUCGAACCUCCCAUAGGAUGGACCGUCAACUUCGAAGACAUGGGCAGCGAAACUGAAUGGGGUGAAGAUGGUGAGGUCGCAGACCUUGUCGCCCCCUAUGGCAUUUCCGGAGUGGUCAAGCCGCUGUUCAGGAUCCGGUACAGCAGCAAUGAAGUCAUUUUUAUCAUUGACAUCAACGAGCAGUAUUAUGUUUACAAUGGUGAAAGUGGAUGGGUGCAGAGAAUUGUCACGCCGACGGACUUGAAGGAGAUUGUGGAAUUUAUCAAUGAGCAGGGAUGGUUCAGGCUCGAGACUGAGAAUCUCGAUGCUUGACUGAAGUUGUGCAUUGUAUCGAGUCUAGAUUGCAGUCAUAUAUGCACAGGUCGCUAUUAGGCCUCAGUUGGGCUGAUAAAGUGUCAUAAAUCGAGGUAUUUCGUGAAGAGGAUAGUGUAUUUGUAAUGGACAAGACAAUCUGAGGAA
Fusarium verticillioides 7600 is the source of this 507-nucleotide messenger RNA. RefSeq lists its product as hypothetical. NCBI's taxonomy places the organism in Eukaryota, Fungi, Ascomycota, Sordariomycetes, Hypocreales, Nectriaceae. The record is from RefSeq and is a predicted model, not a curated record. The coding region runs from base 1 to 360 and encodes 119 amino acids. The transcript has 2 exons.